Molecule: messenger RNA, 1698 nt
Organism: Fundulus heteroclitus (mummichog)
Lineage: Eukaryota; Metazoa; Chordata; Actinopteri; Cyprinodontiformes; Fundulidae
Gene: ovol1a
Product: ovo-like zinc finger 1a
Biological process (GO): epidermal cell differentiation; regulation of transcription by RNA polymerase II
Cellular component (GO): nucleus
Molecular function (GO): RNA polymerase II cis-regulatory region sequence-specific DNA binding; DNA-binding transcription factor activity, RNA polymerase II-specific
Source: RefSeq, a predicted model, not a curated record
UUUCAAAGGAGUACCUGAGCUGCUGUUUAGACCCACCUCUAUCAGCUCUGACUCAGUGUGUGUGUGUGUGUGAUCGGGGAUAUCUUCCGUUUUUUUUUUUUCACCCACUCUCCCGUUAUUUGAAGGUGCAGCGGACUCCGCUCUGACUUUACCUGCCUCACCUGAGCAGACUCACCUGUCCGGACAUCUUUCUUUCUUUCUUUCUUUCUUCCCGCUUCAAAACCGAAAGGCUGACUUUCAGAGAAAGGAAAGUGCUGAAUAUAUUAGAAGAUAAAAAGCUUUCGGAACAAGAAGAAAGGGCGCAAGGAAGAACGAAGAAGAAGAAAAAGCGGAUCGACCCAUUUUCCCGCUGGCUUCCUGCUUUUAAACGCUUACCUGGUCUGACGCCGCUUCUUUUCUAAAACCUCACUACGCGAAAUAAAAAAAUAAAAAAGAAAAAAAGAAAGAAGGAAAUAUUAAAAUAAGGACUGGUUGGUUUUGACCGAGCAUGCCGCGGGCCUUUCUGGUGAAAAAGGCGAACGUUUCGCCGGGAAAGCGGAACUGGAGCGAGCUCCCCGAUCAUGAAAGAGGCGACGUCUACAUCCCAGUCUCCAUCUUUCCGCCAUCGGUCCUGAUGACGGAAGUGGAGGCCAGCCCUGCGGAGACGGUGCCGCUCUGCCUCACCAAACGCUCUCAGUCGGACAGCCUCGCCGAGCUGCCCGGAAGUGGAGGCCAGCCCUGCGGAGACGGUGCCGCUCUGCCUCACCAAACGCUCUCAGUCGGACAGCCUCGCCGAGCUGCCGUCCAGCACAGUGCUCGGACAGCCGCGGGAUUCCACCGGGCCGCUGGAGGGGAAGUCGGACAUCAGACGGAGCAUACAAGGCGGGUCGUUGUAUGUCCGGUCCAAAAUCAAGGUAACUACAGGCGAGUUGCCUGCUGAUCUCUCUCAUCUUCCUCAAGCUCAUCCCCCCAUUUCCAACCCACAACCUUUACCUCCACAAGCCACUGUGAUGCCAGCGGCCCCCAAGCAAUCCCCUGCCCCAUCGGAGGCGCCGUCUCCGGUGAACCGGUCAACGGGUCAGAGCCCAAACACUCCCCCAACACCGGCGGGAGCGUUUGUCUGCCAGGUUUGCCAGAAGACUUUCCAGUACCAGCGCAUGUUGAACAGACACAUCAAGUGCCACAGCGAGACCAAGAGACACUUGUGCAACUUCUGCGGCAAAGGCUUCAACGACACCUUCGACCUGAAGAGACACGUCCGCACGCACACAGGCGUCCGUCCGUACAAGUGCACGCUGUGCGACAAGGCCUUCACGCAGCGCUGCUCGCUGGAGUCCCACAUGAAGAAGAUCCACAGCGUCACCCUGAAGUACGCCUACAAGGAGCGGCGCAACAAGCUGUACGUCUGCGAGGAGUGCGGCCACACGGCGGCCACGCAGGACGAGCUGCUCCUCCACCUCCAGUCGCUGCACCCCGACAGCGCCCUGCUGAAGGGGAAGGCGGCGAGGAGGGCGGGGGGUCUGGGCGCAGCGGCCGGCGGCUCCGUCGGAGGAUCCGCUCCCAGUUCUCCGCGGGAGGCCGACAGCGACGACACUAACGGAUCGGCGGGGCAGUAGACCGCCGGCACGAACUGGGACGGGGCGGAUGAAGGAGGCGUGGCUUGACUCAAGGACAUGUCAAGGAGUGUAUUGUUUAUAUAUUUAUAAAAAAAAAAAAAAA